This is a messenger RNA of Cottoperca gobio, 3589 nucleotides long. It is a transcript of the gene dync1i1a, whose product is annotated as dynein cytoplasmic 1 intermediate chain 1a. Lineage: Eukaryota; Metazoa; Chordata; Actinopteri; Perciformes; Bovichtidae. Gene Ontology annotation, biological process: transport along microtubule. Bases 689 to 2719 code for a protein of 676 amino acids. The transcript is spliced from 19 exons. Gene Ontology annotation, cellular component: cytoplasmic dynein complex. Gene Ontology annotation, molecular function: dynein light chain binding; dynein heavy chain binding. The record is from RefSeq and is a predicted model, not a curated record.
GAAGUAGUAGAAGAAGAAGAAGAAGAAGAAGAAGGAGAAGAAGAAGAAGAAGAAGAAGAAGAUCUUGCUUGACUUUGGGUUGCUACAAAAUAACAAAAGCUUUAAUUACAGCCUCCCCUACCGACGAGCUACCCAAAAUACAUGUUUGUUUUAUGUUUUUGAACGCCUACCGAAAGUAGUCAGCUAACAAAAGGAUGUUUCUAACACUGCACGGUGCUUAAUUAAGGACACAUUUGGACCAGCCGUUGCAACAUACUCAAUCGAACGUGUGAACGUGACGUUCCCUCGCGCUGCUUAGCUAAAUAUAAAAGCUAAAACGCACCAAGCGUUCAACCCACUUCUUCAACUGGCCAGAAGAUGGCGGCGUUGCAAAAGCUAUCAGACGAUGGAGGAGGUGGGAUUUCCUCUCCUCCUCCUGAACAUCUUCCUACUCUUCCUAGGGAUGUAUGAGCGUGCGGUGCACCUGCUUUAUGUAUAUAAUCGACAGCUGAAAUGCUCUGUUUUGACCAGUGUCAUCAAUAGCCUUACGAAAAGGUUUACACGAGCUAUUCUGUAGUUCCCGACAGGCCUCGACUCCGUGUCAUUUAGGUAAAGGAUGUUUUUUUGUUUCGGGGUGCAGCAGUGAGACAGCAUCUUUGCCGGGUGACACAUCAUUCUCAGCACGAGUGGACAAGCCCCGUAGGACGCUAUGUCGGACAAAAGUGACCUAAAAGCAGAGCUGGAGCGCAAGAAGCAGCGCCUCGCCCAAAUCAGGCAGGAAAAAAAGAUAAAGGAGGAGGAGAGGAAGAAGAAAGAGGUAAGGAAAAAAUCGGAGAGCCAGCAGAAGAGAGAGGCCAUCCCAGAGGUUUCAGACUUGGAUCGUAAGCGCAGGGAGACUGAGGCCCUGUUACAGAGUAUUGGCAUCUCACCGGAGCCUCCAUUAGUCCAUUCCUUGCAGCCUUUAAUGUUAGAUUCAUGUUAUUUUCGUUAUUUAGUCCCGACCCCUGUGUCACCCUCCAAAUCCAUGAGCACACCCAGUGAGACGGGGAGCCAGGAUUCAACUGAUGGAGGAGCAGCAGGCAGAUUUUACAAAUUGGAUUUUACAAAUUGGUCAGAUUUCUCUAAAAACAAGUCCCAAGCACAGAGCUCAAGGACUCUGCAGUGGGACACAGACCCCUCUGUGCUGCAGCUGCAGGCUGAUUCUGAGCUCGGGCGCAGGAUGCAGAGGCUGGGAGCCUCUAAGAUCACACAGGUAGACUUCCUUCCCAAAGAGAUGGUCUCUUACUGCAAGGAGACACAAACGCCACUCAACGCCCACCUAUCUGAAGUUGAGGAGGAAGAGGAAGAUGAGGAGAUGAUGGAAGCGAAGCCAGGCCCAGAGUCGGAGCAGCAGGAUGAAGAUGACAACAGGGAAAACAAAGAAGGCUCGUCUCCAGUCCUGCGGGAGCUGACGGAGGAGGAGAGGCAGCAGAUCCUGCACUCUUCGGAGUUUCAGAGUUUCUUCGACUCCAGCAUCCGGGUGAUGGAGAGAGCUCUGGCCGAAGACAGCAACAUCUUCUUCGACUACAGCGGCCGGGACCUUGAGGACAAAGAGGGAGACUUGGGUAGCGGCUCCAGUCUGUCCCUCAGUCGACUCUUCUACGAUGAACACUGGUCGAAACAUCGCGUGAUCACCUGCCUUGACUGGUCCCCUCAGUAUCCUGAGUUGCUGGUCGCCUCCUAUAACAAUAAUGAAGAUGCUCCCCAUGAACCGGAUGGUGUUGCCCUAGUAUGGAACAUGAAAUUUAAGAAGGCCACACCAGAGUACAUCUUUCACUGUCAGUCUCCUGUAGUAUCUGUGGGCUUUGCCAAGUUUCAUCCCAACCUGGUGGUGGGGGGGACUUACUCGGGGCAGAUCGUCCUGUGGGACAACCGCAGUCACCGCCGGACCCCCGUCCAGAGGACUCCUCUGUCUGCUGCUGCUCACACUCACCCGGUGUACUGCGUGAACGUGGUCGGCACCCAGAAUGCCAACAACCUGAUCACUGUGUCUACAGACGGCAGGAUGUGCUCCUGGAGUCUGGAUAUGCUCUCCCAGCCACAGGAGACCAUGGAACUGGUUUACAAUAAAUCCAAACCUGUGGCGGUGACAGGCAUGGCUUUUCCCACGGGAGAUGUUAACAACUAUGUGGUGGGGAGUGAGGAGGGCACUGUGUACUCUGCAUCCAGACAUGGCAGCAAGGCGGGUAUCUGUGAGAUGUUCGAGGGCCACCAGGGCCCGGUGACAGGCAUCAGCUGCCACGGCGCAGUGGGCACCGUCGACUUUUCCCACCUCUUCAUCACAUCCUCUUUCGACUGGACCGUCAAACUCUGGAGCACCAAGCACAACAAGCCUUUGUACUCAUUUGAGGACAACGCCGACUAUGUGUAUGACGUCAUGUGGUCGCCCGUACACCCUGCGGUCUUCGCCGCCGUGGAUGGCAUGGGCCGCUUAGACCUGUGGAACCUCAACAACGACACUGAGGUACCAACUGCCAGUGUGACCAUCGAGGGGGCUUCGGCCCUCAACAGAGUCCGCUGGUCGUCGGGGGGGAAAGAGGUUGCUGUGGGCGACUCAGAAGGCAGAGUCUGGAUCUACGACACUGGAGAGCUGUCAGUGACGCACACCGAUGACUGGUCUCGCUUCGCUCGAACGCUGAUGGAGAUUCGCGCUAACCGGGCGGACGGCGAGGAGGAGGGGCCUAUGGAGCUGCCGUCGUAGAACAGGACUCCAAACCAAAGAGGAAGAAACCAGAGAGCGGAGGGUGUACUACGAAGCGAGAUUAGUGGGUGAGCGAGGUACGCUGAGGCUGAAGCCAGAAGGUUCAAUGUCACGAAGGUGGCUCUCUUUUAACCUGGCUUACCUCGCCAUGGUAACUUCACCUGCCCCGGAGGAGCUUAAGUUUAAAGUUUUGGAUUGAAAUUGACAACAAACAAAAAAAGAAGCGCCACCCUUUCCCUAAUCAACUCCUGUUGACCUGUGUGUCAGACGUUCUCUUCAGAGGUUUAUAUAUCCGCUGGCUUUUCCUCAAGAUACUCUCUGUGAGCGGCAGAUUCUCAGCUGUGGGGAUAUGAUAUGAGCCGCACAUUAGUAAUGCCACUGGAAGAAGACACCUACAUGCAUUCGUUGAUACAGACAAAUGUGAGCAAGAACACUGAAUGCACCAUAUACAGCUUGUUCUGGCCCUCACUUAACUACUGAAUGUGUUUGUAGUGUUCCACACUGUCUAUAAAAGAAGCCUUCUGUAAAAUCGCAGGUAGCAUACAUUAAUAAUUCACUUACAUCAUUAAUCAGAAUGACAUCUUCCUGCAAUGCAGUAUAAUUCCCUCAUAGGAGUUCUUAGUGUAAUAUAUGCAGUAGAUUGCAGCCACAUGCUCGUCACUGGAGCCUUAUGGGAACAUGAGGGCGAAUGCGUUCAGAGACAAGUCAUCAGUCUGGUGCCGCUGACCCCCCUGCAGUUAGUUUCAGGUCAUCUCAACCCUGUCAAACAGCAAAUCAUCCAUACACUAAAAGAAUGAAGGCAAAGCAUCUACAUUCAGUUUAGUCUGUUAGUAGUGAUCACUCAUAUUCAAACAAUAAAAUGUAUUUCAC